UCGAAUGUGGGAUACGCCGUGUGAAUAAAUAAACCAUACUUCAAGCUAAAUAACCGCUAGGGUGUCACUUUCUCGUCGCUGGCUUCAGUUCAUGGUCUCUAACUUCACAGUUUUGACAGCGGAGCUGAAAACACCAGAGACAUGUCUUCAGAACAAUCAUUUUCAGGUAACGAGCCAAACCAACACAAACGUGUGACUGUUAAAUCUAAUCCUGGAUUCCUUGAGAGAUUAAGUGAUACAGCAGGAGGAACGGUUCUUGGUGUUGGACUCUUUUUCGUUUCAAUUUAUGUUCUCUUCACCAACGAGGGACGAGCGCUGCAAACAGCAUAUUCUCUGGAUGAAGGUCUUUCUCAGGUUGUGCCAUUGGGGCCUUACAUUAGCCUUGAGCCGCAGAACAACAACCGUUUAGUUCACCUGUCUGCUCAGCUGCACACUGCACAGCCCCUGUAUGAUCCCAACUACAGAGUGGUGGUGCAGGCUGUGAAGCUGAAGAGGCAGGUGGAGAUGUAUCAGUGGGUGGAGUACCAGGAGAGCAAGGACUACCAAGAGAACGGUGAAACCAAAACUGAGACCACAUACACCUACAACACUGAGUGGAAAUUGGAGUUGGUCAACAGCCGUAACUUUGAUAAGGAAAUUGGUCACCAGAACCCAAGUGCCAUGGCAGUUGAGAGUGUGACGGUCGUGGCUCCUGAAGUCCAAGUGGGACCGUUCAUUCUGUCUAAAGGCCUCGUGGAGCAGAUCAAUAACUUCCAGACUCUGAGUUUGAAGGAAUUUUCUACCUUAGUCUUGGACCAUUUUCUCACCGUUGACGAUGAUUAUUUCUAUCACACCCAAAACCCUCGGAGGCCGGAGGUCGGGGAUGUGCGUGUGAGAUUCUCCUAUGCUGGACUGAGCGGUGAGGAGUCUCGACUUGGCCCGGCUCAGACUGUCAGUAUUGUUGCCAUGCAGAGAGGAGAACAACUGAUGCCUUAUAAGACAAAGUCCGGAGACACUCUGGAGAUCCUGUACCUGGAGGAACUCUCUCCAGAGGAUGUUUUUGCACGAGAACACCAGCACAACAGUAUGAAGACAUGGGGGCUCCGAGCUGCAGGAUGGGCUCUCAUGUUCCUCAGUAUUCAGCUGACCAUGCGCAUCAUCUACACACUGGUGGACUGGGUUCCUAUUCUCAGGGAGCUGGUGUCCGUGGGGCUGAAGAUCUUCGCCUUGUGCAUCUCCUGCUCCCUUUCGCUCCUCACCAUCGCAUCAGGUUGGCUGUUUUAUCGACCGCUAGUGGCGGCGGCUCUGGGAGCAAUAGCUCUGGUUCCGGUGCUUCUCGUCCGCUCAGGUCUUCCGGUCAAGAAGAACGAAUGACUAUUGAAGUGAUGUUCACACUCAUCAUCCAUCAAAUGUGUGUCACAGUGUUACAGCAGCAGCAAAAAUUGUACAGGGUUUUGUUUCCCGGGUUCUUGGCACUUCUCAUCUCAACCAGAGUUCUGACGUUGUCCAGUCGGACAACGGGAAGUAGUGAGUAACAUAAAAUGUUCUCAGUGUGAUUGUUUUUUCUGUAAAUAAAACCAAAGAUAUGUUGCUUUCCCCCCAAAAAACGGACUGUCAGUUUAAUAGGUACACUUAAAUCAAUCAAACAAAUGUAGGUCUUAUCAAAGAGGAAUAAGCCCAAUUGAAAACAAGCUACUCAGUUGUGGUAUUUAAUGUCCACCUGGUGUUCUUCAGUGUGGGGAUCCAGAAGAUCUUUGGAGGGUUGAAAAGCCUUAAAUAUUUCAUGGCUGUUGUUGAAUCAUAUCUAUUAAUCAGCCAUCAAAUCCUUCAUCAAACAUCUUCAUUACCUUCAUUAAGGUUAGUGUUAAAAAUACAUUUCAUGGAGGUAGAAUUGGUUUCAGAGCUGUUGGUGGUCCAUGUGGGGAUUGUUCUGCAGUUGAUAAACCAAUGACUUAAGUUCAAUGUUGUGAAUUAUUUUCAUUUGGAAAAUGUAUGAACGUCACUGUAUCAAACCAAACAGACCGAUCUGAGUCUGUCAAAGUGGGGAUUUGUUGAUCUUUAUGUUGCUCUAUAUAUUUUUAUACAGUGGAUGUUAAAUAAAGUGCUCCAAGUCUGAGAUGAUAAACCAAUGACUUAAGUUCAAUGUUGUGAACUUAAGUCCUCAUCAAAAACUGUUUACCAGCUAUCUCCACACUCAUCACAGAAAUCAUCAACUCCUCUCUCAGCUCUGGCUCAAUCCCCCUUUUACUCAAACUGGCUGCUGUCACCCCAAUCCUCAAAAAACCUGGACUCAACCCCGACAUAAUGUCAAACUUUGGGCCCAUUUCCAAUCUCCCCUUUCUGUCUAAGAUACUGGAACGCAUCGUCGCCAAACAACUCAAAACCCACCUCUGCUCAAAUGAUCUGUUCAAACCAUUCCAAUCCGGCUUCCGUUCACAACCCAGCACUGAAACAGCCCUCCUCUCCGCAGACUCUGGUCAACUCAGCAUCUUCCUGGACCUCACUGUUGGUCAACAGCCAUAACUUUGAUAAGGAAAUUGGUCACCAGAACCCAAGGUCCAUGUGGGGAUUGUUCUGCAGUUGAAAAACCAAUGACUUAACUUCAAUGUUGGAUUGUGAAUUAUUUUCAUUUGGAAAAUGUUUGAACACCACUGUAUCAAACCAAACGGACCGAUCUGAGUCUGUCAAAGUGGGGAUUUGUUGAUCUUUAUGUUGCUCUAUAUAUGUUUAUACAGUGGAUGUUAAAUAAAGUGCUUCUUCCUGUGCAGUA
This is a messenger RNA of Solea solea (common sole), 2749 nucleotides long. Its product is annotated as transmembrane protein 43. The coding region runs from base 142 to 1353 and encodes 403 amino acids. Gene Ontology annotation, biological process: nuclear membrane organization. The record is from RefSeq and is a predicted model, not a curated record. The transcript is spliced from 12 exons. NCBI's taxonomy places the organism in Eukaryota, Metazoa, Chordata, Actinopteri, Pleuronectiformes, Soleidae. Gene Ontology annotation, cellular component: nuclear inner membrane.